This is a messenger RNA of Caenorhabditis bovis, 219 nucleotides long. Lineage: Eukaryota; Metazoa; Nematoda; Chromadorea; Rhabditida; Rhabditidae. The record is from the annotation of a GenBank genome assembly.
AUGGGAACGAGUGCACGCAUUCAGAAGGGCACGCACGGAAAACCGGUGAAAGAACGGUUGACAGAUGAUAAAUUUUGCGCGAACAUGAGCAAUGUCUUCGCAAAACUCCGGGGUUACACGCCAUACUGGAACCAAUGCCGGCUCAGGAUCACGAAUUACUUGGCAUUCUUCUUACUCGGCAUUCAGGCCGCCAACAUGAUUCGUCACCUUGAACCCUAA